Acipenser ruthenus (sterlet) is the source of this 1059-nucleotide messenger RNA. RefSeq names its product prolactin 2 (gene prl2). Gene Ontology annotation, biological process: response to nutrient levels; positive regulation of receptor signaling pathway via JAK-STAT. The record is from RefSeq and is a predicted model, not a curated record. Gene Ontology annotation, molecular function: hormone activity. Bases 120 to 794 code for a protein of 224 amino acids. NCBI's taxonomy places the organism in Eukaryota, Metazoa, Chordata, Actinopteri, Acipenseriformes, Acipenseridae. Gene Ontology annotation, cellular component: extracellular region. The transcript has 5 exons.
GUUUAAUGGAUGUCAUCACAGAUGUCUAUAAAGCUUUCUUACCCGGAUCCUUGGACAUAUAAAUAGCAAGCUUAUAUCAAAGAGCAACUAUCAGCAAGAUUUGAAGCAAGUCCAGCAAAAUGAGGCAAGUGUCUGUGUUGUUUCUAGUCCUUGUGUGCCUAGAUUUGGAGUACAGAAUAACUUCAGCGCCUAUCUGUGCUCAUGGGGAUGCUGGGUGUCAUUUGCUAUCAGUCUCGGAUCUCUUUGAUAGAGUUAUCCAGCACUCAAACAGAAUGCACAGUCUUUCAAGUGAUCUCCACUCUGAGUUUGAGAAAUACUUUUUACCAGUCAGAAAUCAAAUAGGCAGAGCAACACGCAAAUGUCAUACUUCCAGGAUUCUAACUCCUAAUGGCAAAGAAAAUGCUCAGAGAACUGAUAGAGAAGAACUCACUCAAGUGAUUUUGAGGCUUUUGGUUUCUUGGAUGGACCCUCUUUUGCAGUUCCACCAGAGUGUAGCUCACAAUGAGGAAUUAUCCAACUUCAGCAGAAACAAAGCACUGGAACUGAGUGACAUGGUUCACGAGCUGAAGAACGGGGUGGAGAAAAUGGCAGAAAAAAUGCAGUUGCUGGGAAUAAUCAGCAAUUCCUUAAAUGGACUGUUUCCUGCUGAAGCAAGUUUAUCUUCGUCUGCCAGCAAUGAAGCAAGGCAUAUGAGAGACUAUGAAUUGCUUCGUUGCUUCCAGAGGGAUUCCGAUAAAGUCCAAAACUACUUGAAAAUUCUCAAGUGCAGAAUUGUUCCUGAGCAUGGAUGCUAGGAUUGUGAGUGAGACCACACUUGAAGUUAGGACCUGAUUUGCCGCUAGCGGUUUAAGGGUUAGUAGAUUUGGCCAUUUGUUUUAAGGUAUUUAAUGCGUCUGGUAAAUCAAGCUAAUAACACAGUAAAUAUGUCAUAUUGUUUAGCAACAAAUGUAGUAUGUUAUUGUAAGCUAGCAUUUUGCAAUUAAAAUAUAUAAAAAAGAAAUGUAUUUCAUUCAAAUCUGUUUGCAUUUGUUUAAAAGUACUCAACAAUAUUAAAGAUAC